GAGACACUAUUGACUGUUUCUAACGAAUCAAGGGGUUGGUGGUUGGUAACGCGCCAUCCCUAACCUAACAUAAUCUGACGUACGCUGCGACGAGCAAACGUCCCUGGCCGUUGCGGUCAUCACCGGUGGUGUGUUCGCCGACACGUGCCGCGUGGCAUGACGAUAGAGACCGACGUGUCCGCGCUGUGCAUCGAUGUGUCAAAGGUGAAAUCGUUGGCUGGAGAACCACGGAAGUCCGAGUGCAAUGCACACGAUGCCGACCCCGGUGGAUGGACCCCGUUGCUGGUACUGGGCGGUGCGACUUGCUGCCUGGGAUCAGCAUUACCAGCAGGAUAUAACAUAGGUGUCAUGAACAAUCCUGCUCAUCUUAUGCAAUCAUUCUGCAAUGACAGUAUCAGGGAAAGAUAUAACGUACAAUUGUCCAGCCAUGAACUCAACAUACUCUGGUCCACCGUAGUGUCGAUCUUUCUUAUCGGAGGUGUGUCUGGAUCUUUGAUCGCCAGCUGGCUGAGCGACAAAUUUGGACGUAAAGGCGCGUUAAGCGCCGGCAACCUCUGCGGGAUUGCAGGAGCGGUUCUAUUCAUGCUCGUGCGAACUGUCAACUCGGUCGAACUUUUCCUGCUCGGCCGAGUGUUCGUUGGAUUUUCCGGCGGUCUAGCCACUUCUUUGCUCCCAAUGUACAUGACAGAAAUAGCACCUUUAAAAUUACGGGGUGCUGUCGGAGUGUUAUGUCAGUUGGGUAUCACCUGCGGCGUUCUGAUGGGCCAGAUCGCUGGGCUCAAAACUGUUCUGGGUACUUCCGAAUCCUGGCACAUCAUGCUAGCAUCUUUCUCACCGCUUUGCCUCGCUGCAUUAUUACUGACCAUCGUUUUGCCGGAAAGUCCAAAGUAUUUAUAUAUAACUCGAGGAGAACAGGGAAAGGCUCUUAAAGAACUCAGUCGUUUACGCAACAUGGAUAUAAUGCUCUUGCAAAAUGAAAUCACUAGCUUGCAACAAGAACUAGCAAUGAGAUCGACGAGUGAGACGUGGAAUAUUAAGCAUGUGUUGAGAGAACCGACCGUAAGACUGCCUCUCUUUCUAGUAUGCCUCAUGCAAUUUGGUCAGCAGCUCAGUGGCAUUAACGCCGUCUUUUAUUACUCGAACACGAUAUUUCUCGGAGCAGGCCUAGGCAUCACCGGCGCUCAAUACGCGACUCUAGGCACUGGUGUCGCAAACAUUGUGAUGGCACUUGUCUCCGUGCCAAUAAUGUCAUUGUUCAGCAGGAGAAAAGUUCUAUUCUUGAGCUGUUACUUAUGUGUAGGGUGCCUUAUCAUUCUGUGCAUCUCUAUCGCACUAAUCCAUACGGCUUCGUUUAUGCCAUGGCUUUGCAUUAUCAUGGUGCUAGCGUACGUUGUAUUUUACGGUAUCGGUCUCGGUCCAAUACCAUUUUUCAUUGGCUCCGAGCUAUUCGAUGUUGGUCCUAGACCUGCCGCUAUGUCGUUAGGCAGCGUGUUCAAUUGGGGAGGAAACUUCCUCGUCGGGAUGAUGUUUCCCUCGUUACAAGAUGCAAUUGGUCCAUACGUCUUCCUGAUCUUCGCUGCAAGUACAUUAAUCUUGGUGCAAAUCAAUCAGAUUUAUUUACCCGAAACGCGAGGUCGAAGUACUACAGCUAUAGCGGCGGCCAUGACUAAAGGUUUUAAAUCAAGACCAAAUGCGAUACUUGCUACGUAGUUAUUUAAUCUAACUUUAUCUAAUUCGAUUAAGUAAUUUUUAUACGAUUUUUUUAACGGAAUCGACAAAUCAUUGCCACACUUGUCACGCGAGUGACAAUUCAUUCAGCGUUGUAACUAAUUCAUUCGAUCACGCAUCAAAUGAUCUGCUGAAAAAGGACUAGUGCGAGAUUCACUCGAACGAGAUCCAGAUGCACCGUGCAGGCGAAUUUUAUAUAUUGUACUAUUUGUACAUAUCCCGUAAUACUAAAAUGCUGCAAAUAAUGGCGUAGAAGUGCGAGAACGAUGGAAUAAGAUACGGCGAUUAAGAUUUUUACAUUUAUAUAAACAUCAUACGUCUAUAA
Molecule: messenger RNA, 2053 nt
Organism: Pogonomyrmex barbatus (red harvester ant)
Lineage: Eukaryota; Metazoa; Arthropoda; Insecta; Hymenoptera; Formicidae
Product: solute carrier family 2, facilitated glucose transporter member 1
Biological process (GO): monosaccharide transmembrane transport
Cellular component (GO): membrane
Molecular function (GO): hexose transmembrane transporter activity
Source: RefSeq, a predicted model, not a curated record